GCUUGGGUUAACUUUCAGUUUUAAGACGCUUCAUUUUCAAACAUGGCAUCACCCUCCAGCCUGAUAGACGAGAACAACUUCAUGUGCUCAAUUUGUCUGGAAGUCUUCACUAAGCCUGUAUCGCUCCUGUGCGGACACAACUUCUGCAUGGCCUGUAUCACAAAGCACUGGGACACCAAAGAACCUAAAAUACCAGACUGCCCUCUCUGUGGUGCGACCUUCCCCAUCCGACCAGUUCUCCAUGUCAACACCUUUAUCAAAGAAAUGGUGACCAAAUUUCAAACAUCAGCCAAACACAAAAAGCAAGUCAGGGCUAAGCCGAGAGAAAAUGGUGGAGUUAUGUGUAACAUGUGCACAGGGGAAAACAUCCCAGCGCUGAAGUCUUGUUUGGUUUGUUUUAUGUCCCUUUGUGAAACUCACCUGGAGCCCCAUCAGCGAAUCCCACAUCUGAAAACCCACAAGCUUAUCGAACCCACCGAUAAUUUGGAGGAACGAAUGUGUAAGACUCACCACCAACCUCUCGAGAUGUUCUGCAGAUAUGACCAAGAAUUUGUAUGUGAGGAGUGUAUUCGGACCAACCACAGAAGACAUCAAACUGAGUCUAUAAGGGAGGAGACGGAGUCAAAGAAGGCUCAGCUGGAUAUGGAGAAGACCAGGAUGGACCAGUGGAUAGAGGAACGUCAGCAGAAGAUCUAUGAGAUUCAAGAGUCUAUGGCUUCGAGCAGAAACAAGGCAGAGAAGGCAGUGUCCGACAGCGAUCGUAUGAUUUCUUAUCUGGUUGAAUUCUUGAAGAGAAGCCAAGCCGAACUAGCCAUGGUGAUAAAGUCAAAGCAGAUGGAAAUCGAAGCAGAGGCGAAAGAAUUUAUUAAAGAAAUUGAGGAGGAAAUUGAGGAACUAUCUAAGAAAAGCAAUGACCUUGACUUUACAAUGUCCAAUGACCCGUUUAAAAAUCUGGAGAAUCUAAUCCUGCUGAAAGUCCCUCAACCCAAGCUUAAAGACUGGUCAGCUGUGCACAUCAAAAAUGAGAAUUUCGAGGUAAAAGAAGCACUAUCCACCCUGACCGCUACUACCACUAAAGAAAUACGCAUGUUGUGUGAUCCAGAUUUGAAAACACUGAAGAAGUUUGCAGUUGAUGUCUCGUUUGAUCCGGAGACAGCUCAGGCGUCCCUUAUCGUUUCCGAGGAUGGUAAGGAAGUGUCCUGGAGUGAGAGACGAAGGAAUGUCCCCAAUAAUCCCGCAAGAUUCAAUCGCAUCUUCAAUGUGUUAGCCAAGGAAGGUUUCUCUAAUGGGAAGUUCUACUAUGAAGUUCAGGUGAAAGACAAGACGCAGUGGGACAUAGGAGUGGCCAACGAGUCCAUAAACAGAAACGGAGAUGCCAGAUUUAGUCCCAGGAAUGGAUUCUGGACCAUUUGGUUAAGGAACGAACAGUUUGUAGCCAACACGAGUCCUCCUGUGAGUGUCAAAGUUAGGAACAACUUCGAGAAGAUUGGAGUUUUUGUGGAUUAUGACAAAGGGCGGGUUUCUUUUUACGAUGCAAAUGCCAGGGUUUUGAUUUACACCUUUGACAACUGUAACUUUACGGAGAGGAUUUUUCCAUUCUUCGGUCCAUGUGGAAGUGAUGGGGGUAAAAAUAAAGCCCCUUUGGUCAUUGUUCCGGUCCAAAAUUGAAUUGACAUUUUGUGGAGAAAAAUUGAAAAGUUGAACAAUGUUGUUUUACAGAUAUGGAGACUGAAAUUGUUGUCACCGCAGUUCAUAUUUUCUGUAUGAGUCUGUGUGUUUUUGCAUGUAAA
Molecule: messenger RNA, 1790 nt
Organism: Periophthalmus magnuspinnatus
Lineage: Eukaryota; Metazoa; Chordata; Actinopteri; Gobiiformes; Gobiidae
Product: E3 ubiquitin-protein ligase TRIM39-like
Exons: 2
Coding region: 43-1668 (541 amino acids)
Molecular function (GO): protein binding; zinc ion binding
Source: RefSeq, a predicted model, not a curated record